AUGAAUCAGCUCAAGACAAAAUUGUCGCGUACCAUAUUCCAGCGGAAAUAUUCGGAUGGCAAACGAACACAAGAACAUUCGAUUUCCUCUAGCGACAAUUCAAAUAUUGCCUCGACAACUAAUCGAGUGAAAACCGAUUCAAACUCAUUUACAAGUGAGGCUUUUCUCGAUUGGGAAAAAACAGUUUACAGUCAUGACUGGUCGAUUCCCUUCAAACAUGAAGAACUAUUAGGUCAAUGCCUUUUGUCGGCUACCACACUUGCUCACGCCGGUAUCGCUGAUCAAAAUGAAAAUUGCAAAAGAUUCAUGGAAAUUCUGAUUCCGGAUACCGUUAAAAAGUUACUAUAUUCAUAUCAUGUCAGCACAUGGACAAACGAAGUACAACUAAGCAUAUUCAAUAUGAUCGAAUUAUUAAUCGACUUGAUUGCAGUUCGUCUUUCCUACAGACCUGUUCCUGUUCAAUUGCUCGAAACAUUAGCUAUGCUCUUCGAUUGUGAUUCCGUAUUUCAACUCAAACAUAAAAAUAAACCUUACGAAUAUUCACUUGACCAAACAUUAGGUGAUCGUGUCUUAGCCACUCCACCAGCGUCAUCAAUCUUCUCGGUCCAUCAUCAAAAAGAUACAUAUGGCUGGCUGUGUCAAAUUAUUAAUCGAUUCGUUUUGAAAAAUGGAAUCAAAAAUUUAAGAAAACAAUUUCAAGAUGAACAACGACUGACUGCUCUAGAAUAUCAUGCUUUGUUGAUGCCAUUCGUCAAUUGUAUGAAUUAUCUUAUCAAGGCACGAUAUCGACAAUUGUUCAGUAAGGAAAUCGAUCAAGUCCUUGAUUAUAUAGAAGAUUUGAAUGAAGAAAAUUUCAAAGAGAACUCAAUAAAUGACGCGUUUGAACUAUUAUCUAUUCUACGAAAAAUCUAUUCGUCUGCUCGAUCAAAUUGUGUUGAACAUGUCAACAAAGUGUAUUUGAAUCUUAUUCUAAAAAUGGUCACUCUAUCGAAUUUCGAUGCCAAAAUGAAUUCAUUGAACGAACAGCUCGCUAAAAUCAUCGAAGAUAGUAUAUUGAUUCCACAUAAUGUAAUCACCAAAUAUAUUAUAAAAAAUUCAAUCCUAUGGAAAGUACUCGAAGGAAAUAUCGAUCAAAAGCAGUACAUGGGAAAAGUACGAAUAUUAAUGGAUUUUAUUGCACCACACAUCUCGAAAGAAGAAAUUGAAAAGAUCUGGAAAAUGCAGCAUGGUCGGUCAUUUGUUAGUGUCGUUCAUCUAUUCACAUUGAUCACCAGUGCAGCAGCAAAAUUCAAUUUAGAACAAAUCAACCAUUUGAUUGGUUGUAUCUAUAAGUCAUGGAAAAUAGAAACGGCAUCUGCUCAAGAGAAACUUAUCGUAUUGUUGAGUGUAAUUGGACGUCAAUGUAAACAAGAAUCGAUUGGUCGGGUCUUGGAAAGCUUAUGGAUCAUGGCACACGAAAAUGGUCUCAGUCGAUCGAUGCUCGAUCGUCUUCUUCGUAAGCGACGCAUCUCGGACCUGGAUCCGUUUUAUCUUUCUCCUAUAGGCAAUGCUUGCCUCAAACUAUAUGAUGAAAACUGCAGACAAUCACUGAAACCGACCUUGGAUUCUAACGCAUCGUCGACCUAUUCAAUUAUUAAAAGAGAUCUGAAUUCAUUGAUUGGCAUUCAUCAAGGUGAUUUAACAGCAGAACAAACCGAUAUUAUCGUUCAAACUCCAGAAAGAAAACCAAUAUCAAUGACAAUUGCAAAAGGAACUGUGGAAAUUCAAAUCGGAGAUAUAACAGCACAAAAGGUUGAUGUUAUUGUUGGAAGCUCAUCAUCGCACAUCUUAAAAAGAGCAAUAAUGAAUGCGGCUGGUAGUGACGUUCAAAUGGCAUAUGCAAAAGAAUAUAAAAGUAAUCCAGAUUCAUUAACACUUUCGAUUUCAUCUGGUCAACUACCUUGCAAACGAAUAUUUUUUGUCAAAUGGGAGCCCAACACCGAUAAAGAAGUUCUUCAACAAUCAAUUGUUGACUUAAUAUGGAAUGUUAUUCAAAAUAUCAUUUUAAGUUUCGCCGGGAUAAAUGGUACAGUAUAUGGAUUUGGCGUUUAUUUUUCAUCAAACGCUACUUACAGUCACAACUAUGCUAUUCCAAAUGCUAAUGGGAAACGAUUUAUGUUUGUGUCUCGUGUUUUGGUGGGAAACACAAUCCUAGGGAAUGGUUCAAUGAAAACUCGACCCGUUGGAUUUGAUUCAACAACUGAUGAUAACCACAUUUUUGUUACGUAUCAUGAUGCACAAGCAUUUGCUGAAUACUUGAUUACCUACAAAUAG
Messenger RNA from Rotaria sordida, 2313 nucleotides. The record is from the annotation of a GenBank genome assembly. Lineage: Eukaryota; Metazoa; Rotifera; Eurotatoria; Philodinida; Philodinidae.